AUGCACCAAUUUUUUCGUCAACUUUUACUGAAAUGUUCGAAUUUUUCACAAGCUCAGCAAGAACUAAAAUGGCUCGCUCUUUAUGUUUUAGAAAAAAGUCGAAAGAACGGCGAUAUGAUAACAGAUCAAUGGUGCAUAGCCCUAUCGUUAGCUCACUUGCUUCCGCCGAAUACCUGCCACAUUUAUGGCAUUGAUAAUUCGUCCGAUGCACUUUCGUUGGCAGACCUGAAUCUCGAAGUUCUAAAUAGAAAAAAAAUACUUAGAAAUCAUGUUGAGUUCUUAAAAUUUGAUAUUCUAGAAGCAUCGAUUAAAGAAGUCAAAUCGUUUGUGCGAGAAAUAAAAUAUAAUUGCGAUGAAGAGAAAGGUGAGGGAUUCGACUUAAUCGUUUCAAACCCACCGUAUAUUGCUCGAAAUGAAUAUGCCACUUUAGAUGCUGAUGUAAGAUUGUGGGAAGAUGAAUUCGCGUUGGUAGCAGAUGAUAAUGGAACGGCUUUUCACAAUCGAAUCACGUACUUGGCAUCCAGAUACCUGCUAAGAAGGAAGAAUUAUUUACCAGAUGACUAUCACAUUAAGGGUGAGAGAAUCAUAUCUCAGCAUAAUGUAAUUAAAGACAUGUAUGAUGAGAUGUCUCGAAUGAGCAUUCCUCAAAUAGUAAUGGAAAUUGGCGGCGGACAUCAAGUGGAAAAGGUUACAAAUGAUUUAAAAAAACAUGGAUUUAGACGGACAGAAAUUUGGACCGAUGCUGCGAACAAGGAAAGUUGUUACUAA
Acaulospora colombiana is the source of this 768-nucleotide messenger RNA. Lineage: Eukaryota; Fungi; Glomeromycota; Glomeromycetes; Diversisporales; Acaulosporaceae. The record is from the annotation of a GenBank genome assembly.